Pteronotus mesoamericanus is the source of this 608-nucleotide messenger RNA. RefSeq names its product chromosome unknown C17orf107 homolog (gene CUNH17orf107). Lineage: Eukaryota; Metazoa; Chordata; Mammalia; Chiroptera; Mormoopidae. The record is from RefSeq and is a predicted model, not a curated record.
CCGCCAUGAAGUGUACCCCCAGCUCCCUGGAAACCCUGCUGGGGGUCUACCACUUCCACAGUUCCACGGCAGUGAGGUGACGCCCGGCCCUCCAGCCCCCUCUUCUGUCUUCCCUGGAACUCGCUGUGGCCCUAGCUCAGGAGGAUCUGCCGCAGAGGUUCAGGGAGCUCAAGUCCCUGGAGCCGCUGGAGCCGCGAGCCGAGGAAGCCGCGACCAGUGUCAUGAACUUUGGCGCCACCUUGUUAGAGAUCGCAGCCCUUUGGCUACAGCAGGAGGUGCGGUGACUAGACAGCGACGGCAGCAGCCCGGGCCCAGCCCCAGACGGCGGGGACCCUGACAGAGCGCUGGCCCCGGUAGCCCAGGCCGCAGGGCAGGGGGCUCGGCGAGCGGGCGCGGCGGGCUCGAGCGUCCGGCUCCUGCUCCAGGGGGCGUGGCUAUGCCUACGUGGACAGGGUCUGCCGAGGGUCCGCCUCAUCUGUGCAGCAAUGUGGACGCCAGCUGACCUCGGAACCCCCGGAACCCGUGGAGAGGUCGGCAUGGGACGCAGCAGGGCGGAGGACGUACCAGAGAAGCCUCCAUCGACCCAGCCUCACCCGGCGUUCAAAUAA